Molecule: messenger RNA, 250 nt
Organism: Paraglomus brasilianum
Lineage: Eukaryota; Fungi; Glomeromycota; Glomeromycetes; Paraglomerales; Paraglomeraceae
Source: the annotation of a GenBank genome assembly
AUGGCAUCUUUCAACAUAUGGGUCAAGUACGACGAGAGCGAACCGGUUAAAGUCAAAUUUGGCGGAGAGGAUGUCGAUGACCUGAAGACGGCGAUCAAGAGGAAGCUGGCCAAUAAAUUGGGUGAAGUGGAUGCUGACGAUAUUAGGCUCCAAAAACAUGAGGAGGAGAAGGAUCUGGAGCCUGAUUGUUCGGUGGACAGAACCUUUGAUCCUACCGCAAGAAAGCCGCUCAAAGUCGUCGUCGUCCGAG